GCUACACAUAAAGUCACUAGAUUCUUCCAAUAAAUAUCAACGUAUCCAUAUAAAGUCGACAAAGUACAUGUAAAGACAGUAAGGUUACUACUACUGUUGGCGUCAUUUUAAUGACAUUUAAAGUAUUUAUUAUUGUUGUAAAUUAAUAUUAAAGCACUAAAUUUUUCAAUUCAAACGACUGUCAUCUUAAAUAAAUUGAAGAUUUCAUAUCAACUACAUUAUUAUAAUGAACAAACAAAUAUUUCUCAUUGUUGUAUUAUUGACUAUACUUGUUAAUAAAGGAGACACUUUAUAUUGCUACAGAUGUAAUAGUAAUCAACCUGGGUGUGGCACUCCUUUGAAUUGGCUGUGGUAUUGGGGAGAAACUUGCCCAGAAUAUGAUGAUAAAUGUAUAAAAAUUAUUGAAAGAAGAGGAGCCAAUACGAUGAUAACACGUGAUUGUUUAAGUUCUGUACGUAACUUUAGAACAGAUAUUCCAGCUGAUCGAUAUGAAGGUUGCCGACCAGCUGCAAAAGAUGUUCGAUUAGGACAUUACGUAAAUAAUUCUAUUUGGCAAUUAGAUAUUCAUAGAGACUAUUAUGAUGAAGUAACAUGGUGUUUCUGCUACUUUGAUCAUAGAUGUAACACUGCAGAUAAUGUUACUAUAUCAGUAUUAUUGUUAUUUAUCAGUAUUGCAAUACUUCAGUUUGCAACAUGAAACAUUUAUUAAAUAUUAAAUGCUUACAGCAUUAAAUUUAUUAGUUCUUUUUUGAAAAAAAUUAAGUAUAUUUGCAUUUGUAUACAGUAUAUUUAAGUAGAAUAUUUUUGUAUAUAAUGUAAAUAAUCAUUUAAACAUGAGAAGUAAUUAUUUUUACAUAGAAAAUGGUAUAAAAUGCUGUUCUAUAAGAAUGCAAUCUAUAGAUGCAACAAGAACAAUGCAAUAAGAACAAAUAUUUAUAUAUUUUAAUAUACAAUAAGAUUCCGUCCAGUUUUGAAAAGAAUUAUUUCUUAUAUUUAAGAAUAUAGUAAUCUUAAAGACUAAAUGUUUCCAUCCAUUUUUGAAAAAAAAAUUAGUUUUAUAUUUUUAUUAAAUAACUUUAUAUAAUAGUAUAUAAUAGUAUAUAAGAGUAUAUAAUUUUAUACUUAUAUUAGAUUUAUACUUUUUAUCACAUACAUGAUGUAUAUUAAUUGUAUCUUUAAUAAAA
This is a messenger RNA of Heterotrigona itama, 1184 nucleotides long. NCBI's taxonomy places the organism in Eukaryota, Metazoa, Arthropoda, Insecta, Hymenoptera, Apidae. The record is from the annotation of a GenBank genome assembly.